AUGCCCACCCAGACUGUACCCACUUGUCAUUCUCCUCCAGUGCUUGAAACCAACCCCGACGAGGCAAAGAGGUAUCUCGACGUCCUGCUCCUCCCCCAGUUCGAAUCGUACAACAAGCCACAAUGGGCCGCCAGAAUCGUCCGUAACGCGGACCCUGACCACAGCGCGCACUGGCAAUACACCACCCACGCGCUGUUUGCCGCCAUGUACGCGACCGCCGAGCCGCUCGGCAUGGACCGCGGACGACGGUACGUCUCUGACACCAUCCGCCGACACCCGGUUGUUGCAGUCGCGGUGCAGGCGUAUGCGGACGACGGACGCGCUUCGACCCCAGAUACGCCGACCUCUCCGGAAGAUGCAGAUGCAAAGAGGUCUCGUGCGUACCAUCUGAGGAGAUCAGUGCUGCUCCGUGACGGUCACAAGUGCUGCUUCAGUGGGGUCGUCGACGACGAUGCACCCAAGGACCUCAAGAGCCACGCCAAAAGGUUGGGCGAAGUGCGCGCCGCCCACAUUCUCAACCUUGCACCGCCUCUUCACGACAGAGGGUCCGUCGACGCCGAGGAGUCUCUCCGCAAUACCCUGGCGUUUCUUACGAACUUCUGCCUGGUAGAAGAACCCUUCGGUUCGCUGAUUGAAGCGCUGGAUGGCCCACUGAACGCAUUUUUGCUGUGGGUGGGCCACCACUCUGACUUCGACAGGUUCAAGUGGUGCCUGAGGGCGACAAAGACCCGCGACUGCUAUGAUAUAUGCUACAUGCCGGACAGCGCGCGGUACAAGGGUGCCCGCACCGCUCUCGCACGGAUAGCUUUCCAGGACCAUCACGGCGGCGUCGAUCUGCCCAGCCCAGGGCUGCUGCGAAUACACUGCGCGGUUACGCACGUGUUGCAUCUCAGCGGUGCGCUGGAGCUGUUCCAAGAGCUCUGUCUUUUUGACGGGAGCGACUACGAGACCGGGCCAGCCGCCCACGUAGCGCCGACGGGAGCAGCGUUUAUAGCGCAUGUCGUGGACGAGGAUCCGUACGCGGUGAUGGAGCUGCGUGAAUCGCUUGCUGCGAUGUUGAGCCCUCAGUGA
Molecule: messenger RNA, 1071 nt
Organism: Epithele typhae
Lineage: Eukaryota; Fungi; Basidiomycota; Agaricomycetes; Polyporales; Epitheliaceae
Exons: 5
Coding region: 1-1071 (356 amino acids)
Source: RefSeq, a predicted model, not a curated record